CCAUUACAGUUCCAGUAAUCAUAGCGCCAGGUCGUGUCGCGUUUCCGCACCAAAGCGGACACUGCAUGCGGGAUCACACAUUCCGCUACCCUUUUUUCGCACUGUAAAUCCGCUGCACGCGCGUCCGGGUGGUGUCCCAGCCACUUCUUUUGGUGUAUGGUGUAAGGAACAGUGGCCUCGGAUGAUCUCGUACGCGCCUCUCGUCGUUAUUGGUUGUAUGUGGGGGUGAGUGUGGGCGUGAUGGGGCGAGGGCAGAGCUCGCCCAUGGAGCUCGGCUAGAGUGGUGCGCCCCUGCCCGGCUGCUACUGCCCGGCCCCCCCUCUGCCGCCCUCACCCCGGCCUACGCAUGGAGCCGGAUAACCGGGAGUACCGAUGCCACAGGCCCAAAGCUUUCGACAAAAUGGAGGAGCUGGUACGAGAGAUGCAGGACACGGAGCAAGGGGGCGUUCCAGUCAGAAGUCAGAAAAUAUUCCUAACUUCUAUUCCCGCUGCCUUCAUGGGUUACGACCUAAUUGAGUGGCUGAUGAUGCGUCUCGAAAUUGAAGAAUCCGAGGCGUUAAAUAUUGCCAACCAAUUAUGUCAGUACGGUUAUUUUUUUCCAAUAAGCGACUCAAAGAACCUCGUAGUUAAGGAUGAUAGUUCACUCUAUAGGUUUCAGUCUCCCUAUUACUGGCCCUGGCAAAACAAACCACCAGACAACGUAGAUUACGCCAUUUAUUUAGCGAAACGGACACUCAGAAAUAAGCAGAGGCACGGGCUCGAGGACUACGAAGUGGAAGCAAUGAACAACCUGAAGAAGAACCUUGCCAACAAGUGGGACAUUAUCACAGCACAGGCGGAAGAACAGGUGAAACUGAGCAAAGCGAUGAAAAAACCUGAUAAGCUGAUCAGCGAUUCGCAGGAGAAAGCGUAUUGGCGAGUGUACAGGCCCCCACCUGGUAUUCCGAGUUCGUUAGAACAAAUACCCGUACCCAGUAGAAGUUGGAAUGGUUGCAAGCCGAGGAAGAAAACGAUUGAGGAUGCUAGAAGGGAGGUCGAACUUUUACGAAACAGUCUCUUCCGUACACGCAUAAAGGUUUCCCAGGCGCUGGAAAACUUAGUGCAGCACGUCGAGACUUAUACCGAGUUCGAUCCUUUACUGACGUCCACGCAGCCAUCGAAUCCGUGGGUCAGCGAAGACACCACGUAUUGGCAGCUCAACGCACCUCUAGUUGAAGUACCAACAGAAAAACGAGUUAGAAAAUGGGGCCUCUCGAUGGAAGAUUUGCUGUCGGAUCCAACUGGGGUUCAGGAAUUUACCAACUAUCUGAAGAAGGAGAAAAGCGAGGAGAAUAUACUAUUUUGGUUGGCGGUCAAUGAAUUGAGAAGAUCGUCACAAUCCCAGAUUAUUUGGAAAAUACAAGACAUCUAUAAUGAAUACGUAAAAUUGGGAUCGCCAAGGGAGGUAAACAUAGAUAACCAAACGAUGGACAAGGUUUUGGAAGGGAUGAAGAAUAACAGCAGGUUUUGUUUUGACGCUGCUCAAGAACACGUUUACAAUUUGCUCCUUAAAAAAGACUGUUAUCCGCGAUUCAUCAGAUCUGAUUAUUACAAGAACUUGCUGGCCAAUGGGAUCCAACCAUUGCAGAAAAAACGAUUUUUUGGAUUCGGUCAAACCAGGAAAAAGGUCUCAUCGAGCACUACUUCUAAUCCAACCCAAACUCAACAGAUGGGCGGAGUCGCUGGUGCGUGUGGCCCCCUAAGUAAACGUCGCGGUAGCGAUCGGAGCCUUUCAGGUUCCGCUCACGAAAUUUCACAUUUUGGUGUAGGUGGUGGUGUAUCGGCUAACAUCGUCAAGGAAUCAAAGGUGCCCCAUUCCCAUUCGCAGAGCAAUUUGAGCGAUAUUCCUUAUAGGGGGGACCUAGACCUGAACAAAUGCAGUUCCGUGGCUACUGUGGCGCGCGCCACUGCUACGAACUUUUCCAGCCCAGUGAAAAAACCGACCAUCGUGCCAGGUGCUUCGACGUCCGAAGAGGUUUGCCCGUGGGAUGCCCAAUCCUCUCCCAUCCGAUCUCCUGCAUCAACGAGGCUUCGUAAAAAUUCGACACAUGUCGAUUCGGAAAGUUCUUCUUCGGAUGUCAGCGUUGGUGCUGCGGAAUUGACGGAAAGGGUCCAACGUUGCAUUCUAACCACCCAACACACAGUCGACAGUGGUAAAAAACUCCAUGUAGACCCGUUCGAGACACCCCGUAGGGCCUCGGUAUCGGUCCCCAUCACCCACUCGUCAGGAACGGAGGGAUCGAGACGUAAAGUAUCGUCGUUCGAAGACAAUAGUUCGGCCACCAUAAGCGCCGCGUCCUCGGUGUUCGUUAUUCCUAGUGACAAAGACAAUAAACUAGAGGACAGUCCAAGUACUAGCGCCAAAACUCUGAGAAAGAGUCACAGUAUCGCUAAGACUUGUUCGGUAGGCGGCGCGCCAAUUAUAAGUGUCAGUUCGGUGGUCGACGACGUCGACACUCAGCCCCUGCUCCAAGUAACAGCUCCGGAAAAUCAGGAAAUGAGCAAACCACCUACCCCGGAACCCGUAGAAAGGGAUGAACCGUCGCCGAUCGCGAGUUGCAGUCAGGAACCCAUGGCGCCUUUGGCUGAACCGGACAGCGAGUCGCCGGCCAGCGAGUUGCCGCCGUCAGAAAUCGUCGCGACAGCUGGCGAAGAGCAGGAAGAGGACGGGGACUUCAAUAAGGCCAAGGAAGGAAAAGAAGUCGGUGAGGCAAAAAGCAACGAUGUCUGUCCUUGGGAAGACGAAGAAAGUUGUAAAGUAGACACCCCGUUCGUCAAGACAUACGCAACUUUAGGAUACCUCUAACAAAUGGUAAUGUACAUUUAGUACGCCGCUAGCAGUUAAAGACUACACCCCAAAAGGAAAUUAGAUACGACAUUGAAAAUUAGGUUGCCGGCAAGAUGUUCAAGUGUCUUAGCAACGUUUUAGGAAAAAUAUAUUUGCUUGAUUGAAUUCCGUGUACACAAGAAAUAUACAAAAAAAUUUAACUAUUAAAUCUAGUAUAUUAGUCGUAACCUGAGAAUCGAAAAAACAAUGGGAAUAUCAAUUUUUUUGGCCCGAUGAAACCGAAUGGAAAUUGAUGUUGGUAAAAGCAAGGUCUGUAAGAUAUGGAGGUGAAGUUGCAGUAUUUAGUGCCACCUAUUCAUGUCGCCGUUUACGAUAUUGUGUUUUUGAUCUCGCUUAUAGACGCGAUAGUUGCACUUUUGAAAUCAAAAUCUUGGAACCUAAUCGUGUAUUUGCUCACAUAUAGAUGCGAAAUUGCUACCGCAGUUUUUCAUUAACUUCGGUCGUGCCAAACCAUUCAGAAUUAAAGUUUGUUUUUGAAAAAGCCAUUUCCGAGUUGCUUUAUUUCAGAUCAUCGUAGGUAUAGUGUUUUACAUGAAGAAAAACAGCCAAUUUUAACAUUCAAAUUGUGGGAGUACGAUUAAAAAUAUAUCUUUAUAAUAAAAAGGCAGGAGGCCGAUUUUAAAAAUAAAUGACAUUACCAAGAAGCUAACCCUGUCGUGGUAGAUGGCGAAAUACGUGAGCCCAAUUGCCAUCCGCCUUCGCCAACCCAGCUCUUUGGUAGAGUCGAAUGAAGCCAGAAAUUUCCAUCAAAUUAAUGUUAUUGUGCAACGUACCUUAUAAUCGAUGUGCACAGCAUGCUAUAUUUAUUAUUGUCGUUAUAUAUAAGGGGUAGUAUUAUAUACACAUAGAUAUCAAAAAAGAUGUAGGCAAAAUGGAUUAAUGGCUGCUCAACGGUGCAGUUUGCAGUCACGAGGGUCCGCAUAAAAAUGUUUGAUGUUUUCGAUUUUCGUAUUAAAUAACCUAUAGGCACAUACUGAUCUUGCAUAACUAAAAUGAUAUUCGUUGUAGAUGUAGUUCUUUAGUAUAUGUGGAAGUUGAUGUCGUUCAGCGAUUUUUCUGGCGGAUUUCCCAAUUUAAUACGGUUCUGAAAUCAAGCACACAUUCGCUCUGAAGUGGAAGAAUCAGAUCUAUUUAUUUUCCUCCGAUUAACUUUGAAGGUUUUGUCGAGUUGAAAAGUAUAACUCUCUCGCACCUUGAAAAAUUGGACAUCCGAAAUUUUUCGCACACCUUCAAAAUUAAAUUGAAUGAUAGAUUUGAUCUAUUACGGGUUUAAUGUGUAACGGUCUUGAAGCGAACACAUAAUUUUCUACAUUUAUUAUUGUUGUUUGGCAAUACUUGCUGUCUUCAAUGACCAGCUAUUAGCAAGCGAUUUAAUGCCGAUGAAAACAUAUUAUGUGCUACAAACCAACAAAAUAGAUCAUAAUUUUAAAAAUAUUUAGAUAAAAUGUAAACAAUGCUGGAAGAUGAUUAAUUCGUUGACUCUUGCUAUAUGUGGUAGCUAUUGCGAUAAAACCAAUGAACCAAAAGCAGUGGUACUGACUACGUCGUGUAUAAAAUUGAUAGAAAAGAAAAUUAUAAAGCUUCAGGAUCAUUACGCAACUAUUUUGUCAGUGUCGACAUUGCAAUAAAAUAUGUCUGCACCACAAUUAAACGAAACGAAAUAAUUUUCCAAUUCUUUUCUUAUGUGAGCAAAUAACCGGUUCAAAAAAACUAUUGCGGUUCCUACUUGUAAAGGCCAACUUCACCGUAAUUUUUGGCCUAUUGUCGUAUCGUUGUUAACCGUAAAACAUUGUAGAUGGUUGUUAUGCUUUGACAUUUGUGUAAAAAUGGCCUCAUGUUAUACAUAGUUAAAAUUUGUAAAUAGUGCUCCAGAUUUGUCACAUAAUGCCAAAGUCGGGGUAAAGUACUGAAUACUCGAUUUUAAGGUGCACAACAUCGUGAAGAUUCGAUAGCUUUUUGAAUUUAAGUAAAUUUAUUGAUAUUAAAACACUAACAGCAACAAUAGCUACAUUAACAUUCAACAUGUAAAGGGUUAAGUAAAAAAUGGGACGGUGCUGAUAGUAUAAUGCUGCUAUGGAUUCGUUGAACAAUAAUUUUAAUUGAGUGCUGUGAUAAGCCUUAAACCAAAUUGUCAAAUUAUGUUUUUUAAAGCUAUCCAAUCUUAUGUCAAAUUAGAAAGUAAAAGUAGUUAAAUAAAAGAAUUACAAAUUACUGAAAUGAAAUUCAAAUAAGUCGGAUAAAUAUUCAGAUAAGAUCGCUUAUACAUUUUGUAACAGAUCAAAAUUCACUACAAAAUGCACAUAGAUCGUUGAUAAGAAGCGAUUCUGUUCUAAAUGUCGACCGUACUUACGGUCAGUGUAGUUGCACCAGCAGCUAUACAUAUUUUAGUACACGAAUUUAGCUAUAAAUUUUAGAACAGAAUUCUUGUAGUCUUUCAAAUACACCGUAUUAACUACCUAAACAACCUAAUAUACAAAUAAUAUUAAUUUCUGUUUAAAAAAGAGAAAUCAAAAAAUAAUGAUGAUAAUGAUAAUUAAUGCGUCUAAGUUACAUUACUAUUUUUUACUGAAUUUGGCGGUGUGUAACUGAUUAUUUGAGCUACUUUUAUCAUAAGUGUAACAACCCUUAGAAAUCGGGAUUAAGCGAAGAGACGGUAAAGGUUCUGGGCCGUAUGGUUGGAUUAUUCCAGGGUGCAGUUCGACUACAUUUAAACAUAUGUAAGCACAGAUAUUUUAUUUGAAAAGACGAAACGUUCAAAUACAUCUGGGGUCCAAACAACAAAAACUUAAGAUUGUUUCGAUGAAUUUUUAAAUAGGUAACAAAAUGCGCCGGAACCUUUACUCGCGAUCUACGAUGCCAACAUGAAUGAAAAGUUGUAAACUAUAAGCUGCGAGAUUCGCUAGUGAUGUAAAUAGUUUUAUAUUUAAUAGUCAUUGUAUUAUUGAUUACGAUUAAUAAUGAAAAAAAAUGUUAACAAUUAAUGUUCUUAAAUUUUAUUUAUUAGACUUGUUAACAGACUAAUGUCAUUUUAAUCUAAUGUAGACUGUAAAGUGAAAUGGGAAUGUGAUAAUAGUUGUUUUUUAUUUUAU
This is a messenger RNA of Cylas formicarius (sweet potato weevil), 5976 nucleotides long. RefSeq names its product regulator of G-protein signaling 11. Bases 347 to 2845 code for a protein of 832 amino acids. The transcript has 15 exons. The record is from RefSeq and is a predicted model, not a curated record. Gene Ontology annotation, biological process: G protein-coupled receptor signaling pathway; intracellular signal transduction; regulation of G protein-coupled receptor signaling pathway. NCBI's taxonomy places the organism in Eukaryota, Metazoa, Arthropoda, Insecta, Coleoptera, Brentidae.